This is a messenger RNA of Strongylocentrotus purpuratus (purple sea urchin), 1628 nucleotides long. RefSeq lists its product as uncharacterized. The coding region runs from base 399 to 965 and encodes 188 amino acids. Lineage: Eukaryota; Metazoa; Echinodermata; Echinoidea; Camarodonta; Strongylocentrotidae. The record is from RefSeq and is a predicted model, not a curated record. The transcript is spliced from 2 exons.
CCCUUUAACGCUCAAAGGAUCAUUAUCUCCUGACAGUCUCCCAUCUUCUCUAAACUCUCAAUUUGUCUUUCAAGAGGCAUAGAGUCAAGGUUGGAAAAUACGACUGAAUGAACAAGAUUAUGCCAAGACUUCUUUUAUUCUAUCACAAACUUCAAUGCUAUGGAAAAUUGAAUCAACAUUUUUUGAAGUUGAUAGGUGAGGACUUUUUAGAAUGGGCUCUGCGGUGAAAGUAUCGUCAAACGAAAAUGUAUAAAAGCAGAGGAUCCGAAAUGAUCUUCAUAAUCGAACUCUGAGUUGGAAGCUGAAGAAGAAACAGAAGAAGGCUGAGCAGUACUAUUGUUUAUUUAUCUUGCUUCUAAGUUUUCAUUUAUAUACUUUAUAGACUAGAGAAACUGACAAUGGCAACUUUAGUGACAUUCAUCUGCCUUCUAGCAGCAUGUUGCAUCGUAGCUGAGGCUCAUAAGAACCCAAUUACCAAUAUCAAAGCGAAGCCAGAGCUAAAUCCUGUUGGGCCUCCACAGAAACAGACCAUGUUCGAUUUUCCUGUAGACCAAGGAACCGGUCCAAGCUUCGCUGGUCCAAGCAUCGGUGGUCCUAGCACGGCGGGAAGUUCUCUGAGCUACAUGAUUCCCGGCUCCUCCUCCGAAGAAGUGUCCGACGUCGACAUGGAGAUGGAUGCGGACAUCAACGACGUCGACAGUGUCCUAUCCUUUGUCUUCGGAAGGAACGGGAAUCAGAUCAGCGGGAAUAUGCGUCCACUUCUCCCCGGGAACGGAAGACAGCGAGUCAUGUCUGGUGUGGAAGCAGGCGAAUAUGACCAGCUCAAGGGAAGAACCUCCGGGUCAUCGGGACGGGGUGUUGGUAUUGCCUUUGGGGUUCUAGGACUACUCGCACUUGUUGUAGCCGCCGCUUUCUUUACAAUCAGGAGAUACAGGCAGGACAUACCAGUCUUGGUCCGUACAUAGAGAAUUACAGCGUCGACAAAAAUGUCGUUUCAGAGCAGGGAGAUUUAAUCUCCGACUCAUCUUCCUGUAUGUUCAGAGCGACUGUAACACUUUUUGCAUUAUCAUAAUAACAUGUUUAGCUGCAUAUUCUAUUUACAAUCAUAGUUUAUACCUUUUUUCCCUUCAUAUUUAUUAGACUUUGUCUGCAAAUAACUUUGAAAUAAAGGGUACAAGAGGACGAGCUUAGGGUAGGAACAUAGAGUGGAAAAAACGAAUAUGUAUUCCUGGAUACUGAUCAUAGUGGAUGACAUUGUUUAUUCUUAUUGUACUCAACCUACCCAUGUAUACAACUAAAUCAUUGAAGGAAUUUUGUUCAUUUGAUUAAACAUUCGUAUUUAACUUUUUUGUUUUCCAAAAAUAUAUUUUUCCUAGUCAGAUUCCUCUUACAAUCUGUUUUAUAUCCAAAUUGGGGAAAAUUUUUAAUUCAUUAAUCUUACCAUCAUGCAUAUUAUGAUUUAUGUUAAAUUUUCAUACCGUUUUAUGUAGGCAUCAUUCUUACCUACACAAUACUAAAAAUACAGUGUGUUUAACAUGGGUGGCAGUAAAUAGCCCGGGAGAGGGAGAGUUCGAACAUUUAAAAUACCGUAGUAGAAUAAAAUGAUUGGAUAAAGUCAUUAAAAUGAA